Messenger RNA from Octodon degus (degu), 3260 nucleotides. RefSeq names its product cocaine esterase-like. Gene Ontology annotation, molecular function: carboxylic ester hydrolase activity. Lineage: Eukaryota; Metazoa; Chordata; Mammalia; Rodentia; Octodontidae. The transcript has 12 exons. Gene Ontology annotation, cellular component: intracellular membrane-bounded organelle. The record is from RefSeq and is a predicted model, not a curated record. Bases 189 to 1865 code for a protein of 558 amino acids.
CAGCACAGCCUUAACCACUGGUCUCUGGCUCCCAGAGAUCUAUCCCUGCUCAGUGCAGCUCUCCAGCUAACCUACCUUGUCCCGCCCACUCAGCGCCCUGCCUACACCCUGCUGGGUCCAAACUCCUACAGGGUUGAGGCCCUGCUCUACAACACCUGUCAGCACAGAAACAGACCUGCAAGCCAACCAUGCGACUGGAUAGAUGUCAUAUGUGGCUGAAUGCAGUGGUUUGUGGACUCCUGCUUCUCUUUGUCCUCAUUUCAGCCCAGGACUCUGCCAGCCCCAUCCGGACCACACUCACAGGGAAGGUGAGGGGCAGUCUCAGCCAUGUGAAGGGCACCGAUGUGGGGGUCCACACCUUCCUGGGAAUCCCCUUUGCCAAGCCACCUGUAGGACCACUGCGGUUUGCACCUCCUGAAGUUCCUGAACCCUGGAGUGGUGUGAGGGAUGGGACUUCCUACCCUGCCAUGUGUCUACAAAAUAUUGAUAAGAUGAAUGUAUUAGCAGUGCAUGUCUUGAAUCUGACCAUGCCUCCCAUCCCCAUGUCUGAGGACUGCCUGUACCUCAAUAUCUACACACCUGCUCAAGCCCAAGAGGGCUCUAACCUACCUGUGAUGGUAUGGAUCCAUGGUGGUGCCCUAGUUAUAGGCAUGGCUUCCUCAUAUGAUGGAUCCAUUCUGGCAGCCUCUGAGAACAUAGUAGUGGUCACUAUCCAGUAUCGCUUGGGUGUCCUGGGCUUCUUCAGCACUGGAGACCAGCAUGCCACUGGAAAUUGGGGCUACCUGGACCAAGUGGCCGCCCUACACUGGGUGCAACAGAAUAUCUUCUACUUUGGAGGCAACCGUGACCGUGUCACCAUUUUUGGCCAGUCUGCAGGUGGCACAAGUGUGUCUUCACAUAUUUUGUCCCCCAUGUCCCAAGGACUCUUCCAUGGGGCCAUCAUGGAGAGUGGUGUGGCUGUGGUGCCUGGCCUUAUCUCCAGCUCAUCUGAGUUUGUCUCUACAGUGGUCGCCAACCUGUCCGCCUGUGGACAGGGAGACUCAGAGGCCCUGGUGCGGUGCCUGCGGGGCAAAAGUGAAGAGGAAAUGCUAGCUAUUACCAAGACCUUCAAGGUCAUUGCUGGUGUAGUGGAUGGAAAUUUCCUGCCCAGGCACCCCCAAGAGCUGCUGGCUUCUGCUGAUUUUCAAUCUGUCCCCAGCAUCAUUGGUGUCAACAAUGAUGAGUUUGGCUGGAUCAUCCCCAAGGGUAUGGAUGCUGUUGACAGCAAAAGGAAAAUGGAUAGAGAGACUAUGAGGGCUAUAAUGCAGCACACAGCAACACAGAUGAUGUUGCCCAGUGAGUUUGGAGACCUAGUGAUGGAGGAAUACGUAGGAAACAAUGAAGACCCCCAGUAUCUCCAAGCCCAGUUCCAAGAGAUGAUGGGAGAUACAAUCUUUGUGAUCCCUGCACUCCAAGUAGCACAAAUUCAGCGUUCCCAUGGUACAGUCUACUUCUAUGAGUUCCAGCAUCGGCCUAACUUCCUCAAAUACUCCAGGCCACCCCACGUGAAGGCUGACCAUUGUGAUGAGAUGUUCCUUGUCUUUGGAUCCUUGUUCUGGAAUAACAAACUUGACCUCACUGAGGAAGAGGAGCUGCUGAGCAAGAGGAUGAUGAAGUAUUGGGCCAACUUUGCUCGAAAUGGGAACCCCAAUGGCCAGGGCCUCCCCCAAUGGCCUGCACUGGACCACGAAGAGUUGUACCUGCAACUGAACCUCCAGCCUUCUGUGGGCCGUGCCCUGAAGGCCUCUAGGAUGAAGUUCUGGAUGGAGACCCUGCCCCAGAAGAUCCAGGAGCUAAAGAGAGCUGAGAAGCACACAGAACUGUAGUUCUUUGUGUUGGGAGAGAGGGUGGUCUUGAAUGAAGUUGUGGUCUGCCUGUGGUAUCACAUACCUACUAAGGACUCUGGGUUGACUCCACAUUGACACAGCUAUUCAUCCUGUCUUUGUCCAUCCACUUAGCCAACACUUAGAAAGAUCCAAUUGCAUAAUGCUCAUUCCCUGCAGUGUGUAUCCUCUUGUCAGAGACACUUGGCAUAUUCCAAGGAAGCUGUGGAUGGGUCAGUCCCAGUGGAUGCCACCUUCCUUUGUACCCACUGAGCCUGGGCCCCUCCUCCCUUCCGCAGCUCUCCUUUUCUCCACCCUGUCUUCUUCCCUUUCUAGGUCCACAUCUUCUCCACUUUGAGAAAAGUGCUCCAGGAAUGCUGCGCUCACUUAGAUGUCAGAACCCUACAUCCACCUCUCAGCAGGCCGCACACUAUCAGGUCUAUAAAUUGCUAAUAGAAAAUCUGGACACCAGAUACCAGUGUGUUAGUGUGUUCAGGAUACUACUUUUUAAAAGCAUGAUCUUCUAUUUGGCAGAAGUUAAUUGCUCUCAGUUUUGGAAGUUGCAAAAUCCAGAAAAGGUGCCAGCAGAUUUGAUAUCUGGUGAGGGUCUGCUUUCUGGUUCUUCCAGAGUAAUUUGUCUCUCUUUCCCCGUAAGACAGAAAGAACAACAGAGCUCUCUCAAGCAUCUUUUAUUGGUGGACACCAAUCCCGUCCCUCUCCUAGUGACUUCCCUCCUUAAUGCCAUCACACUGGAAACUGGUAUCUAUAUGUGAAAAUCUGGGAUGUAAACCUUCAGACCACCACACCCAAUGGUCUCAAAUCUUAGCCACUGAGGCUAAGACCUGACUGUGGUAUCACAUACCUACUGAAGAGUCUGGGUUGACUCCACAUUCACACAGCCACUCAUACUGUCUUUGUCCAUCCACUUAGCCAACAUUUAGGAAGAACCAGUUGCAUAAUGUUCAUUCCCUACAGUGUGUAUCCUCUUCUCAGAGACACUCUGCAUACAUUCACACAGACAGGAUGAAUGGCUAUGUGAAUUAAGGACUUAGCCACUGAGGCCAAGUCUAGACCUUUGGGUUCAGGAAGACUUUCACAUUUUCCACCCUGGGCAACAGGAGGCAAUAACUAAUAAAAAUGGGGAUGUCUCUGAACCCAGUUCUUGCCAUUGUAGAUUAAGGUUUUUAAUUAUCAUAAAACUUCAUUUACCCAUCUAUUUGUGUCCUGGUACCAUUCUGUGAGAACAGGUGUGAGCCUGGUGCCCACAGUCUGUGCCAUCAGGAGUGUGGCCAGUUUCCUCAGUGCCAUGUCUCCUGAGUUUACUCUUUAUAUCUUGUUCUGUAAGUACUCUAAGGCCUACAACUACACCAUCAUAGUGUAUGUGUAAAGGAUUUUGUC